This is a messenger RNA of Betta splendens (Siamese fighting fish), 4542 nucleotides long. It is a transcript of the gene exoc6b, whose product is annotated as exocyst complex component 6B. The record is from RefSeq and is a predicted model, not a curated record. Gene Ontology annotation, biological process: Golgi to plasma membrane transport; intracellular protein transport; exocytosis. Gene Ontology annotation, cellular component: membrane; exocyst. The transcript has 23 exons. Bases 45 to 2498 code for a protein of 817 amino acids. Lineage: Eukaryota; Metazoa; Chordata; Actinopteri; Anabantiformes; Osphronemidae.
GUUUCCCUCGGCUCAUUUCAGCAUCGUCCACAGCAACAUGCAGAAUGGCAAGUGUGGAGACAGCCGCCGAACACGAACGAAUCCUGCGGGAAAUCGAGAGCACAGACCCCAACUGUAUCGGACCGACCCUCCGGUCUGUGUAUGAUGGCCAGGAACAUGGCCUGUUCAUGGAAAAGCUGGACGUACGAAUCCGCAACCAUGACAGAGAAAUUGAGAAGAUGUGUAACCAUCACUUCCAGGGGUUUGUUGACUCCAUCACUGAACUGCUCAAAGUACGAGGAGAGGCGCAGAAACUGAAGAGUCAAGUGACUGAAACCAACAAGCGUCUCCAGGAUGAUGGUAAAGAGCUUAUUGGCUCCAUGGAGGAGCUGAAACAGUGUCGGGUUCAACAGAGAAACAUCUCUACCACCAUAGACAAACUGUCACACUGCCUACCAGUCCUGGAGACAUAUGGCAGGCUUCAGGAGCAGAUGCGUGCUAAAAGGUACUACCCUGCUUUGCGGACUUUGGAGCAGCUGGAGCUGACAUGUCUUCCCAGGGCGGGCCAGUACCGCUUCUGUUCCAUCAUGGCGGAUAACAUCCCCAAGCUGAGAUCGCAUAUUCGGGACACUGCCAUGACACAGCUAAGAGACUUCCUGGAGAGCAUCCGGAAGCACUCGGACAAAAUAGGAGAGACUGCAAUUAAACAGGCCCAGGUGCAACGCUCAUUGGAUAGCUCCGUCCCUACACAGCCGAGGGCCCUGAUCGGACGACGCAGCAGACGGGAGGCAUCUGCAGCGACUGGGGUGGAGGACGACACACAGGGUGGCAGUCCCAUGUCGGAAAAGGACUCUGGCAUUCUGGAUGUGGAGGAAGAGGACGAGGAUGAUGAAGUGCCAGGAGCUCAUGACUUGGUGGAUUUCUCUCCAGUUUAUCGUUGUCUGCAUAUUUACACUGUGCUGGGCUUACGUGACACAUUUGAGAACUACUACAGAAAGCAGAGGAGGAAACAGGCCCGCCUUGUGUUGCAGCCACACUCUAACAUGCAUGAAACUUUAGAAGGAUACAGGCGGUACUUCAACCAGAUUGUUGGGUUCUUUGUUGUGGAGGAUCACAUCCUUCACACCACACAAGGUUUGGUGAACAGAGCAUAUGUUGAAGAACUUUGGGAGUUGGCACUUUCCAAAAUUGUUGCUGCCCUGAGAACGCACUCCUCAUACUGUGAUGACCCUGACUUGGUGCUGGAUCUGAAGAACCUUAUUGUCCUCUUUGCUGAUACUCUGCAGGGGUAUGGGUUCCCAGUGUCACAGUUGUUUGACAUGCUGCUGGAGAUGAGGGAGCAGUACGGAGAAAUUCUGCUCAAGAGAUGGAACAUCACCUUCAGGCAGGUGUUGGACCAGGACAACUACAGUCCGAUCCCAGUCUCAACAGAACAGGAGUACAGACAAUACACUUCCCAAUUUCCCCUGCAAGAUCCAGAACUGGAGAAGCUUCCCUUUCCUAAAAAGCUUCCCUUCUCUGAGUUUGUGCCAAAAGUCUACUGCCAGAUUAAAGAGUUCAUCUAUGCCUGUCUGAAAUAUUCCGAAGACCUACAUCUCAGUUCCACGGAGGUAGACGAUAUGAUCCGCAAGUCGACGAAUCUGCUGUUGACCAGAACGCUCAGUCACUGUCUGCAGUAUGCCAUUAAGAAGAAGAACGUCGGGCUGGCCGAGCUGGUCCAGGUCAUCAUUAACACUACCCACCUGGAGCAGAGCUGUCACUUUCUGGAGGAGUUCAUAUCCAAUAUUACCAACGUUCCUCCCGACACCGUAAAUGCUGCCAAGCUGUAUGGUACAUCCACGUUUAAGGAUGCUCGUCAUGCAGCUGAGGCUGAGAUCUACACCAGUCUGAACGCCAAGAUCGACCAGUUUCUACAGCUGGCUGAUUACAACUGGCUGGUAGCAGUGCAGGGAGGCGGGACGCUGGCUGCCAGUGAUUAUCUGGUUGACCUGAUUGCUUUUUUGAACAGCACCUUUGCCGUCUUUACCAACCUUCCCGGAACUCCUGUAGAACACGCAACCUUACCGGGUAAAGUGGCCCAGACAGCCUGCAUGUCUGCCUGUAAACACAUCUCCACGUCUCUGAUGCAGCUCCUGCUCGACCCCGAAAUCAGGCAGAUCUCUAUAGGGGCGCUGCAACAACUACAAACUGACGUCAUAGAGUGCGAGAGUUUUGCCAGCGCCGGCCCGGUCGCAGGCUUCCAGGGUGACACGUUGCUUCUGGCCUUCAGUGACUUGAGACAAUUGCUGGACCUGUUUACCCAGUGGGACUGGUCGACCUACCUGGCUGACUACGGCAAGCCCACCUGCAAAUACCUGAGGGUGAACCCACACAAUGCACUGGCCCUGUUGGAGAAAAUGAAGGAGAUGGGCAGGAGGAGCACCGUCUUCCAGUUCAGGAAGACCGACAGAGACCGACAGAAACUCAUAGACACCAUUAUCAAACAGCUACGCAACCUCAUCACACAGCACCACACCUAGAGCGAGCCGCCCUGUUGGCCAGCAGCCCGGAAAGCCGCCCCCCAGUCGCCGAGCUCAGCCAUCCAGCCUGGUCAAAGGACGACUCGGCUCACUUGUCCGACCUUGCAGCCUGUUGCUAAUCCACUCACCUUAACUUAGGGGACUGAGCUUUCAUCUGCGCCCUGUGGGAGCCAUGACCGCUUCACUACAUCUGUGAGAAACUCCGACCUCACCUGAGCAUCACCCUGUUUGGAUGGCUAAAGCCUGUUUAGUUCUCUCUUUAUGAAGACUAAAAGAAAAACAUCAUUGUAAAUAACUGCUUCAGAAAAGAAAGAAACUUGUCUGUCUAGGAAGUGACUGUUCUGUGCCAAGGUGGUUCUUCACAUGUAGAAACGCAUCAAGUAAUGACACAGUCCUUUACUAAAGUUCAAUGGCCGCAGUUAAACCUUUUAAAUUAAUUUCAUUUACACAACCUUCAGUGUUUCACUGGUUUCAUUACCAUCAAUUUGGUUAUAAUAGCUAUAUUUUUACCACCUAUCAAACUUGAAUCCACCUUAAUCUUAAAGCAGUUGUUUUAAUAACUUUGCGUCGCUUAGUACCAUCAGCAUAGGAAUAAAAAUUGAGGAAACGUGUUCAGUCCCAGUAUAAAUAAAUCUUAAUUUCCAGUGUUCGUCCUUGUUGAGCAUAAAUCUUAUAACUUGUUGCCUUAAACACAUCGUUGCUCUGCUUGUUGCCAUAGUAGCUGGAUGCUGUAGACACGGGUUAAUUGGCUGUAGAUUACAGUUGGUUCCUGUGGGACUGUUUCACAUUUUCACUGGUGAAUUCUCUCAAAGCAGUGAGACUUUGUUGUCUGUGCCGCGCUGUUCAUAUUUCUCCUCUAUAAAUGUACAGUAGGUGAUUUAGCCUCCUGCUCUGGCACAAACAACCGUUCUGUCUUCCACAUCGCUCUCCCUCACUUUGGAACCAUAGCGGACUAUAUUGAAUGUACACGAACGUCGUAUUGGGCGUGGCUCUGCAACGCGACGUACUUCAGAUCACGUGUUGGAGGUGAAAGUGGUGGGACUGAACAAAAUGUUGUUUCACUACAGAUUCUCGCUUUAGAUCGAGGCUGUUGUCAUGGCAACCGUCUUCCCCUUUUUUUCGUAUAUAACCUGUGAACACUUGAAUGUCUGCUCAGAUUUGGCAACUUUUUUCUUGGAUCAUGAUGCCUGAAAGCACACUCAGUAUUUAGGAUUUGAAAGGAGGUUGUCCAAGCAUGGCACAGUCAUUGUACAUGGGUCUUAAAGGUGCCCCAAACUGGCAACUAUUGUAUUGUGUUGCAUGGUUAAUUAAAUAGAGACUUGUUUCUGUAGAGAACAUAGUACUAACGCCAAGCACAAACACUUUGUCUUCCAUAAGCAUAGGUUGUAAUGUAAGCUGUGUGUACCAUUCGAGCUUGUACACGCAAACCUUUUAGAUGAAUGACAGCACAUACUUAUUAUUUUGAACUAAUAUGGGUCUUUUCACUCUUGUUGCUUUUGUCUUUAACAUGGGUGCAAUAAUGGUGUUGGAAACUGCAGCUCUUGUGUGUGUGAGUGUUAACUACUGUAGCGCUUUAUAAAGGGAUUCAAACCUACAACAUUUGUGUCUAAAGGGAAUUUCUUUUUUUCUGUGUUGGUGUAAGGGAACGAGGCUGCUGCUGUUUUCCCAAUGUGCCUUUGCUGUCCUUUUGUUUAGUUUUUCCUGCCUAUAAAGCGGCGACACUAGUCUUUGGACUCGGGACACAGUUUACUGAACAGUCAGAGCUGGACUCGGAAGGUUUGCCGUCGUUGUUCUUCAGACCGUUUGCAUCUACCCUGCCCGCUCUGACAGCAGUAAGUGUUCCCGUCUUCCACCCUGACCGUCUGAUGUGCUCCUGCUCCAGGUUUUGUCGCUUCUUUGUUUUGUAUUUUGUACGCAGUAAAUCUAUAUUGAGGCAGAAGCACUGUACACGCUGUUGUAUUACCACUAAUAAAUGAAACUAAAUACUAAUGAAAGUGCAACAAAUGAAAACAGAAAUGUAGAAUAAAUGGAACAAUUGUUUAAA